AUGCGUUAUCGAUUUGGACGUACAUUUCUUUAUAUUAUUGGACUUGCAUUUCUUAUUUUUAUUAUACCUUUUCUUAUGUCCAAACUUGAUUCUGGUACUAGUCGAUCAACAGAUGAAGAAAAUAAAGUUGAUUAUUCAGAUAGCAACAAAGCUAAUCCAGAAUCUUCUAAUAUUCGAAGUCCAACAAAGAGUAAUAGUUUACAACCAAUAAUGAGUGAUUCACUGGGAAAUUAUGAACCAAAAGAUAGACAAAUACAAUCAGGUCCAGGCGAAGGAGGUACCCCUGUUAUAGUUUCUGCUGCAGAAGAACAAGAAGCACAACGAACAAUAACUCGAUAUGGUUUUAAUAUGGUUGCUUCCGAUAAAAUAUCCCUGGAUAGACAAAUUAAAGAUACAAGACUAGAAGAAUGUAAACAUUGGAUAUAUCCUGAUGUAAAACAUUUACCAACAGCUUCUGUCAUACUUGUUUUUUUUGAUGAAGGUUGGAGUGUUUUAUUACGUACUGUACAUAGUGUAAUUAAUACAUCACCAAAAGAACUACUUAAAGAUAUAAUUCUAAUCGAUGAUGGUAGUAGUGAUCCUGCUUUACUUGCACCAUUAGAAAAAUAUAUUAAACGUUGGAAUGGUCUUGUUAAACUUUAUCGAACAGGAAAACGUAUCGGUUUAAUUGCAGCACGUACACUUGGCGCAGAAAAAUCGACUGGUGAUGUUAUUGUUGUACUUGAUGCUCAUUGUGAAUGUGUUGUUAAUUGGCUUCCACCAUUAUUAACACGUAUUGCAAUUAACCGUAAAGCAUUAGCUGUACCAAUAGUUGAUGGAAUUGAAUGGAAAACUUUAGAACAUAUGAAUAUAUAUGGUUCAUCAAUUUUUCGAGGAAUUUGGGAAUGGGGAUUUUUAUAUAAAGAAACUGAAGUACCAGAACGAGAAUUAAACAAAAGAAAACAUUCAUCCGAACCUUAUUGGUCACCAACACAUGCUGGUGGUUUAUUAGCUAUUGAUCGUCAAUGGUUUUUUGAAUUAGGUGCUUAUGAUCCAGGCAUAAAAGUAUGGGGAGCUGAGCAAUAUGAAUUAUCAUUUAAAGUUUGGCAAUGUGGUGGUGUUGUUGAAUGGGUCCCAUGUUCUCAUGUUGCACAUGCAUAUCGUGGUCCACGAAGUCAUUCAGUUCAUGUACCUGAUGCAAGUCCACAUCAAACAUCUAUAAAUCAUAUGCGUUUAGCUGAAGUAUGGAUGGAUGAAUUUACUGAAUAUUAUUAUAUACGUGAACCAGCUAUUCGUAAAUUAGAUAUUGGUGAUAUAUCAGAACGUAAACAAUUAAGAAAUAAAUUACAAUGUAAACCAUUUAAAUGGUUUAUGGAAAAUAUUGCUUAUGAUGUUUUACAAAAAUUUCCACCACCACCAAAAAAUAUCGUUUGGGGAGAAUGUAAAAAUGCUCAACAUUCAGUUUGUUUAAAUGAUCGAGGAGCUUCAUUUGGUCAACCAAUUGGUGUUAGUGGUUGUUAUAGACAACAAGUUUGGCGUUUAAAUGAAGAUGGUGAAAUAUCAUCCGGUGAACAUUGUUUUAUAUCUGAUCAUGAUAUAGUCAAAAAAAAAUUUUGUUUGGAUCAUCAUGGUCGAUGGAAUCCAGUUGGUGAAUGGCAAUAUGAUAAGUCAACAAAACAAAUUCGAAGCAAUAAAGAACAUCUAUGUAUGGAAACUAAUGGCAAUGAUUUAAAAUUAAGUGAAUGCAAUGAAAAAAAAGAAUCUCAAAAAUGGAUGUCAAUCAUUUUCAAUAAUUUUCCUCGUUAUAGUUUUUUUAUUCGAAGGAUGACAACAUUAGCCGGUUCAAUAUCAAAAAAUGUUGAAGGAUUUAUUAAUUUUAUUAAUAAAAGUCCAACAGCAUUUCAUUGUGUUGAUAAUGUUAAAACAAUAUUAACUUCAACAGGUUUUAAAGAAUUACGAGAAAAUGAACAAUGGAAUAUUGAACCUUUGGGAAAAUAUUUUGUUAUUAAAAAUGGUUCAUGUAUUGCGGCAUUUGCUGUUGGUGGAAAAUAUACAAAUGGCAAUGGUUUUGCUUUAGCAGCAACACAUACUGAUUCACCACAUCUUCGAGUAAAACCUGUAUCAAAACGAGAAGAGAGUGGUUAUUUACAAGUCAAUGUUGAAUGUUAUGGUGGUGGUAUUUGGCAUACGUGGUUUGAUCGAGAUUUAACAUUAGCUGGACGAGUUUUCUUUCGAAAACAAAAUGGUAAAAUUAAUCAACAUUUGGUACAUAUAAAUCGACCUAUACUUCGUAUACCAACUAUUGCUAUUCAUCUUAAACGUGAUACUAAUGAAAAAUUAGAAAUCAAUAAACAAGAUCAUUUACAAGCUGUAUUAUCAUUAAAAACUGAAGAAGAACUAAAUAAAUCAACAAAAGAAAAAGAGACAACAUCGGAUACAAAUAAAAAAUUAAUCGAUGAAUCAAAAAAACAUCAUAGUCAAUUAUUAGAAUUACUUGCUAAUGAAUGUAAUUGUCAAGCAGAUGAUAUUAUUAAUUUUGAUUUAAUGCUUGCUGAUACUCAACCAUCAUGUGUUGGUGGUCUUAAAAAUGAAUUUAUUUAUUCUGGACGACUUGAUAAUCAAAUGAGUGCAUAUUGUGCAAUUCAAGGUCUUGUCAAUACACUUGAUACGCUUCCAGAUGAAACAUUUAUUCGUGGAGCUUUAUUAUAUGAUAAUGAAGAGAUUGGUUCUGAAAGUGCUCAAGGUGCUAUGAGCGAAUUUACUCAACAUACAUUACGUCGAAUGACACGUGCUGAAUAUGAACGUUCAGUGUCAAAUUCAUUUCUUGUUUCAGCUGAUAUGGCUCAUGGUGUCCAUCCAAAUUAUAGUUCUCUUCAUGAUCGUGAUCAUAGACCAUCAUUAUUAAAUGGUGGAGUUGUUGUUAAAACAAAUUGUUGUAAUCGUUAUGCAACAACAGCAUUUACAGCAACAUUAAUUAAAGAAAUUGCUCGUUUAAGCAAUGUUCCAUUACAGGAAUUUUGUAUGAGAAAUGAUAUGCCAUGUGGUACAACUGUUGGUCCAAUACUUGCUUCUCGUCUUGGAAUGUAUACAGUUGAUGUUGGUGCGCCACAAUUAUCAAUGCAUUCAAUACGUGAAAUGACAUCAACACAAGCAUUAGAACAUUAUUUAGUUUUUUUUAACGGAUUUUACAAGAAUUUUAAACAAGUUUACGAUUCAAUCGAACAUUAA
This is a messenger RNA of Rotaria sordida, 3207 nucleotides long. Lineage: Eukaryota; Metazoa; Rotifera; Eurotatoria; Philodinida; Philodinidae. The record is from the annotation of a GenBank genome assembly.